AUGAUCAAUGAUUUGGUUAAGAAAGGUCCAAAACGAGAUUUAAAUAUGAAUAAGGGUCCCGUUGAUAAACAUGGAAGACGAUUUUCUACAAGCAUACAAGGGCAUCCGAAAGGCACGUUGGAUGGUGAAGGUUUUUCAGAUUGGAAACAUGCUACUAGACUUAAAGAUCAUGAAUUUGACCCGAUUAUGAAAGAACAUGUGCGGCGUAUCGUGAAUGAUGAAACCCGCAUACAUUAUCUUGGACACAAUAUCCAAAACGAGUUAAUACUAUUGUUAGCCGAUAAAGUUAAAGCAGAAAUCAUCAAGAAAAUAAAGCAAGAAAAGUACUAUUCCAUCAUACUUGAUUGCACACCCGACACAAGUCAUCAAGAGCAAAUGUCCAUAAUUGUGAGGUAUGUUAAUGAUACCACCAUUGAGGAAUCUUUUUUAGGUUUUUUAAUUGUUGAUGAUAUCACUGGUAAAGGACUUUUUGAUGUUACUGUUAAGGAAUUAAAGUCUCUUGGUCUUCAUAUCAAUGAUAUGCGAGGUCAAGGCUAUGAUAAUGGAGCAAACAUGAAAGGGAAACAUAAUGGAGUUCAAAAGAGAUUCUUAAUUGAAAAUCCUAGAGCUUUAUAUGUUGCUUCUGGUUGUCAUAGUCUUAAUCUUGCAUUGCGUGACAUGGCUAACACGUGGCAAAUUUUGAAAGACAAUGUUAAAGGAUUGACUCUUAAGUCUUUGUCUGCCACUCGUUGGGAAAGUCGUGUAGAUAGUGUUAAGCCUAUUCGAACACAACUUGUAGAUGCAAGAAAAUAUUUGCUUAGAGUUAGGUUUAAUGAUAAUGAUGCUAAAAUUCAAAGCGAAGCUAAAUCACUAGCAGAAAAAGAACUUGGUGAAUUUGAUUUUUUGGUAGCAACCGUCAUUUGGUAUGAAAUAUUAACAACGGUGAACGUGGUGAGCAAAAAGUUACAAUCGAAGGAUAUGAUUCUUGAUGUUGCCAUUGAUGAAGUGGGCAAGUUUAUUAAACAUUUCAAGAAUUAUAGAGAAGUAGGGUUCGAUAAGGCGAUUAAUGAAGCUAAAGAAAUUGCAAAUGAAAUGGGUGUUGAUACGCGAUUGCUUCUCUUGAAACAAGAUUCGAACAAUACCAACAAUACGAAAAAAUAUUUGGCUUUUUGUUUCCUAAAAAAAUUGAGGGAACUUACUGAAAAAGAUCUCAAGUCUCGUUGUUAUAGUCUUCAAGAUGCAUUGAAGUUUAAAGACGAAUCCGAUGUUGAUGUUGAUGAACUUUAUGAGGGGUUGAAAUUAGAGUUCUUGACUAUUCCGGUAACAGUAGCAUUAGUAGAAAUAAGCUUCUCAAAGUUGAAGUUGUUGAAGACUUACUUACAAUCGAGUAUGUCCCAAGAAAGACUCAAUGGCUUAGCAAUGAUAUCUAUUGAAAACGACAUAUUAGAGACUAUGGAUUACGAAGACUUGAUCGAAAGCUUAGCUUCCAGAAACGCUAGGAAAGCCGCACGAUUCUCUUAA
Molecule: messenger RNA, 1500 nt
Organism: Helianthus annuus (common sunflower)
Lineage: Eukaryota; Viridiplantae; Streptophyta; Magnoliopsida; Asterales; Asteraceae
Product: zinc finger MYM-type protein 1-like
Exons: 6
Coding region: 1-1500 (499 amino acids)
Molecular function (GO): protein dimerization activity
Source: RefSeq, a predicted model, not a curated record